Molecule: messenger RNA, 3444 nt
Organism: Drosophila willistoni
Lineage: Eukaryota; Metazoa; Arthropoda; Insecta; Diptera; Drosophilidae
Gene: kek1
Exons: 1
Coding region: 386-3040 (884 amino acids)
Molecular function (GO): protein binding
Source: RefSeq, a predicted model, not a curated record
AAAAAGCAAAAAAAGAAAAACGAUUAUCAUCUGGUCGGUCGGGGCAAACCCACAACUCACACCCCCAAGACACACCGUAUACACACUGCCGCCCGGAAGACCUCCUCUAUAAAUAACAUUAGGUCAGAAGGACGCUAAUUACGCCAAAACAUGAAAAUUUGCUUUGCAAAGAAAAAAAACCGAAGCCCAGGCGGCAAUUAAUCAAUUUUCCGCUUGAAACUUCCCCAAUCCCCCGCCCCCUACAACACUAUCCAUACCCCCUUCCCUUGAAUACACCACAAGGAAGUGUCCAUAUCUAAUAAUAAAUACAACUAUUAACAAACAAAACAAAACAAACAGAAAAAGACUUAAACAAACGGAAUCUAUAUAUAUAAAUAGAAGGAAAAUGCAUAUCAAACUGUGUUGGGUAAUCCUGGGCCUAAUUCAUUUGCACUCGAGAAGUGUCUUAGGCAAUCGGUAUAAUCAACUAAAUCUUUAUGCCAAUUCGGGUGGAGGAGGAGGUGGUGGUGGUGGCCAUGGCCCCUCCUCAUCAUCAUUGUCAUCGUCACAUAAAUCGCAACAGAAUGAAGUCUACUCCAUAGCCGAUAGCCAACCGAUGACCGAUGAUGGUUAUAUCACAGCUCCACAUUAUGGCAACUCAAAUUCCGAUGUGGACCAUCCAUUGCAGCAAUUAUCCACAUGCCAAACGGUUUGCGCCUGCAAAUGGAAAGGCGGCAAACAGACUGUUGAAUGCAUUGAACGUCAUCUCAUCCAGAUACCCGAACAUAUUGAUCCCUCCACUCAGGUAUUGGAUAUGUCGGGCAAUAAAUUGCAAACCCUAUCGAAUGAGCAAUUUGUGCGAGCUAAUCUAUUGAAUUUGCAAAAGUUAUAUUUACGUAAUUGCAAAAUUGGUGAAAUCGAGCGAGAGACAUUCAAGGGUCUAACGAAUCUAGUGGAAUUGGAUUUAUCACAUAAUCUUCUCGUCACCGUGCCCAGUUUGGCAUUGAGUUAUAUCUCAUCGUUGAGGGAACUUACUUUGGCCUCGAAUCAUAUACACAAAAUCGAGGCCCAGGCAUUCGGGAGUACGCCAUCGCUGCAUAAAUUGGAUCUCUCACACUGCGAUAUACAAAUGGUGUCGGCUCAGGCUUUCAGCGGAUUGCAGGGAUUGACUUUGUUGCGUUUGAAUGGCAACAAGUUGAGUGAACUGUUGCCCAAAACCAUUGAGACAUUAAGUCGUUUGCAUGGCAUUGAAUUGCAUGAUAAUCCCUGGCUUUGUGAUUGCCGUUUAAGGGAUGCCAAAAUUUGGCUAAUGCAAAGGAAUAUUCCAUAUCCGGUUGCCCCAUUGUGCUCUGGGGGGCCGGAAAGAAUAAUUGAUCGCAGUUUUGCCGAUUUGAGUGAGGAUGAUUUCGCCUGUCGUCCGGAAAUGUUGCCCAUUUCGCAUUAUGUGGAGACAUCCAUGGGGGAGAACGCAUCGAUUACAUGCCGCGCCCGAGCUGUCCCCGCCGCCCAGAUCAACUGGUAUUGGAAUGGCCGCCCGUUGAGUAAUAAUUCAGCAUUUAGUGCCUACCAGCGAGUCCAUAUGUUUGAGCAACUGGAGGGUAGCGGAAAAUUUGAGAAGCGUUCACGUUUAGUCCUCACGAAUGCCCAAGAGACCGACUCCAGUGAGUUUUACUGUGUGGCCGAGAACCGAGCUGGCAGUGCCGAGGCCAAUUUCACCUUGCAUGUGAGCAUGCGUGCUGCUGGCAUGGCAUCUCUGGGCAGUGGCCAGAUUGUGGGAUUGAGUGCAGCUCUCGUGGCUCUCAUUGUCUUUGCCUUGGGGGUGAUCAUGUGCCUGUUGCUGCGAGUGAAACGACAACCCUAUGUGGACAGCAAGACACCCAAUCACAUGGAGGUCAUCACUUCGGUUAAUCAUCAGAAUUCCAUUGUGAACAAGACUCAACCGGUCACAGGAAACGGCAGUAUAAAUCAUAGUGUGGUCAUAGCCAAUGGAGCGGUGGCUAAUUGUCUAGAAGGUGGCCUUGUUCAGGGUGGCGGCACUUUGGAACGUAAGAGCAGCAAUACUGGCAAUAGAACAGCCCACCUAACUGGCGAUACAAUACAACGUUCGGCUAAUCCUGUACAGAAGCCACCACGUCUCACCGACUUACCCUACUCCACGCAGGGCUACGACAAUGCUGGAAGUGUCCUGUCAACGGCCUCUUGUUUCAUCUCACCGACUGCAUCGACCGGGAAUGGCAAUAAUCCGGAUUUAAUCAACGACACCUUUGCUGAUCUCAAGCUAACCAUACCAGCUACAGAGAUUGGAAGCGGCAGUGGGGAAUACAGUCGAGCCAAUGGCUGUGAUUCACUCUAUCCAUCGGGUCUGUGGGAGCAUCAGGCUUCCGUUGCGGUAGGGGCAACCAGUUCAGCAGAUGAUCUCUUCAUGAAACGUUACACCGACAAGACACCCAUUAUAGAGUCAUCGACAAAUCAAUUGUAUGAUCUUCAUGAACGCUCUGGGGCCACGGAUUAUUUUAGUAAAACAUUUCCACGUGCUCAUUGCAAUGCGGCCCUACAGCAAGGAGUGGGAGGUGGUGCAUCUACUGCCUCAACAGCCACAACAAAUCUGUCAGCUGGCUCCUCUGGCUAUCCCAAUGACUAUGGCCUUCCCCUGGUGCCGGGGGCCGAGCAUCAGCAUAAUCAUCAGCUGCAAAUGCAUCCGCUUCAACAGCUGCAGCAACAAUUGACAUCCACUUUGACCAAUACCAGCACCAACAGCAACAGUCACUCACCCAGCACUGGCAGUGGCAGUGGUAGUCCACAUUUCAGUAGUCGCACCUUGCCACGCCUACACGAUGGCGGAGGCAGUGGCGGCAGCUCUCGAUCAUCGCCAACACCAGCAACCAGUUCCUGCUCAAUAUUGCCCAAUGGCCAACCCAUCAAUGCCAAGACGAUAAGGGUAUGGCAGAAGGGGGGCGUGCCCGUUCUACCCCCCGUAACGGCCCUGAAACGAGCCCUAAUCAGCAGCAGUCGCAAUUCGCCCGACGAGGGCUAUCAAGAGGGCUGUGGCACCGAUGUCUAAGCAACAACCAAGAACAACAACAACAACCAAGAACUGACUAAACUAAAAAUAAAACAAAAACUAAACUAAAGACAAACAAAAUCCCUAAACACUAAUACAUAUUAUGAAUACAUAUAGAUACAUACAUAUAUACAUAUACAUACAUAUACAUAUAAAUACAUAUAUAGAUAGCUCUCAAUCCUAGGCGAAUGAAAGGCGAUUGUUUGUGAUAGUGUCUGACAAAACAAAAAACAAAAACAAAAGAAAAGAAAACGAUAAUAAUUGCAAUGAAGAAGAACAAAAGAAAAGGAGAAACUGAAUAAUAUGAGAAACUUUAAAUUAAAUGCACUACACUAAAGUAUACUAAUGACUUACUCAACUAAUUAACUAAGUAAUAAAUAAAAAAAAAGAUAAAAAGAUGUAAA